CUUGUGAUAUUGCUUCCCUCAAACAAAAAGAACUCUCCCAACUCCCUCAGACAUUAAGUAACACCAAAAAUUUAAUCUAAAUUACCUCCUUAAUCGUCAAACUCACAUGAUCAUUGCACCCUAAUCCUCCAUCAUUCGCCUAAAUUUCUGCCAAAUCCACCUCUCCUUCUCCUUCUAUAUAUAUGCAAAUUAUCAUAACAAACCUCCUCAAAAAAUCAAGAACAAGAACAAGAACAGCGGCAAAGAUCACAAAGAAAGAUGGAUUAUGGACAUGGUUGUGUUGCAGAAGAGAAACGACGAGUGGUUUCAGUUCUUCAUGGAGAUGAGUUGUUUUUCAACAGAGUUAUUUCGAGAAAUCCUUCUGUAGGUUACUCUUCUCGUGUGUUUUACUACAGAUCAGGCGCAGAAGGAGUUCCAUUUCAAUGGGAAAUGCAGCCGGGGACUCCUAAAGUUCAACCUAAAGAAGAAAGCAUUCCGCCGCUUAGUCCUCCGCCGGCUUUGCUCAGCUUAGGUCUACCAAAGCCAUGCAUCGACGUUGAUCAAGAAGUUAACAGGGUUUCAUUAGGGUCGAGGCUUAAGUUCUGGAGACGUAGCAAGAAAACCAAGAAAACCCAACGAGGGUCUCGGCUUGGGAGUAGAUCGGAAAAUGCUGUUGCUGGAGGUGGUGGUGGUGGUGGGUGUGAUGCGUUUGAGAGGUUUGAGUUUUGCAGCUCUGAUGGUGAGUUUAUGACGUGGAGUUCGCCGAGGAAUUCAAGCACUUCAUCUUCUUCGUCUUCAAUGUCUUUCUCCAAUGGCGAUUCAAGGCAGUCUUCCCGAUUAGAGAGUCCUGCUAGGGAUUCUAUACAGGGAAUUCACGCUUGCAGUCCUUGGAAUUUGUCUUCUAUUCUUGUAUCUGUUGCUCGGCGAGUUUGAUAAUAUCGAUCAAUGAAUUUAUGGUAAAAUUCUUAGGUGAAUUUGGUUCCUCACAAACCAAUUCAAAACUAUAGGAUCUUAUUACUAUUAUUGUUUUUUUUUUCCCUGUAAUUAUAUUUAUAUAUA
Molecule: messenger RNA, 1038 nt
Organism: Manihot esculenta (cassava)
Lineage: Eukaryota; Viridiplantae; Streptophyta; Magnoliopsida; Malpighiales; Euphorbiaceae
Exons: 1
Coding region: 259-912 (217 amino acids)
Source: RefSeq, a predicted model, not a curated record